AUGGCCGCGCUGGGCCUCUACGACCGCGAGGUUGUGCCUUACACGAACCGCACGCACAUGGUCAUCAGGUCUCCCCAGUCCGAACGCCAGCUCUGGGAGUCCCGUUACACAAAGGACAAGAAAAUCUGGGCUUCCGAAUCACGGAUCGUCGAUCCGCUUCACCCAGACAGCAUUCGUGUACGUCGUAUCGCCGAGAAAGUUAUUGGCGCCACCUAUCGUACCCUCCCUAUCAACAGCAGCCACGAUGGCACCAAGAGACCGAAGCCACAGACAAGUCAUCUUGAGGGGUUUGAGUGGGAGGUGAUACUUGUUAAAGACGACGACCCCACUGCAGCGUGCGCUCCUGGUGGCAAGAUUGCAGUAUAUACCGGAUUGCUCGACCGUUUUACCGAUGCUGAGAUUGCCUUUGCUAUUGCGCAUGAGAUUGGUCACAUCGUUGCCAGACACUACUCGGAAAUUUGUUACGCCAAGUGGUCUCCAAUACCCAUGUUUGUGCCUUUCUUCCGAAGGUCGGAGAUGGAGGCAGAUCACAUUGGAACCCUUCUACUUGGAGCUGCUGGUUUCCAUCCAUACGCGUCCCUCUUGUACUUCCGGAAGCAGGCAAUAAUUGAAAGAGAGUCGGUGUCACAAGAUCCCAUCCUUUUUAAUCCUUCAGAUACAACAAGGGCAGAGCGUGUGAUGCAACCCAAAAUCAUGCAGGAGGCACUGAAAUUAUAUAAGGAAGCUCCGCCCGACGAAGGUACCAGCUCACAAGCCACCGCUGAAGGAUUUUCCUUUCGACAAACCCUGGGAGAUGCAUUCCAACUUAUAUCGACAAGACUGAGGCACGCUCUUACGGGGGGAUCAGCAGAUUAG
Messenger RNA from Aegilops tauschii subsp. strangulata, 855 nucleotides. Its product is annotated as mitochondrial metalloendopeptidase OMA1-like. Lineage: Eukaryota; Viridiplantae; Streptophyta; Magnoliopsida; Poales; Poaceae. The record is from RefSeq and is a predicted model, not a curated record. Gene Ontology annotation, molecular function: metalloendopeptidase activity. Gene Ontology annotation, cellular component: membrane.